Molecule: messenger RNA, 1216 nt
Organism: Effrenium voratum
Lineage: Eukaryota; Dinophyceae; Suessiales; Symbiodiniaceae
Source: the annotation of a GenBank genome assembly
CAAGCCCUGUGAUGCUGGGCGCGCCUUUACGGCCGCCCGUCCUGGCGUCACCUUCAGCGCGAGCUGCGCCGCUCAUGGCGCGGAUGCCGCGCCUCGCGCACUUGGCGCGCGCUUUGGCGCCCGCGGCGGCGCUGCUGCCGCUGCUGCCGAGACCCGAGCGCCGGCCGAAAGUGGGACCUGGACCCAGGCCUGCGGGAGCUGCUCGCAGUUUGGCGGUGAGGUGUCAGGGGUCGGAGCUGAGACCGCUCUACCCGGAGAUUGAGGCUAGAAAAACGGGGAGCAUGAAGACCAGGGACGGCAAGCACGAGAUCUACUACGAGGUCUCUGGGAACCCCAAAGGCAAGCCGGCGGUCUUCCUGCAUGGGGGCCCGGGGGAUGGGUGCAGCCCAAAGCAUCGGCGCCUCUUCGACCCUGAGGCCUACUGCGUGAUCCUCUUCGACCAGCGGGGCGCCGGGCAGUCGCAGCCCGCGGGGUCGCUGGAGGAGAACACCACGGAGAAGCUCCUCGAGGACAUGGAGCAGCUGCGGGAACUGUUGGGCCUGGAGAGCUGGAUGCUGGUGGGGGGCUCCUGGGGCUCCGCGCUGGCGCUGAGCUAUGCCACCCGCUUCCCCGAGCGCGUCCAGGGCAUGGUGCUGUACUCCGUGUUCGUGCCCAGCCAGGAGGCCAUCGAGUUCCCCUACAGCGCCGAGGGCGCGGGGCUCUUCUUCCCUGAGGCUUAUGAGGCCCUGCUCAGGGCCGUGCCCGUGGAGGAGCGGAAGGACGUGAUCGCGGCCCUGGCCAAGCGCGUGACGUCCCCGGACCCCGCGGUGAAGCUUCCGGCGGUCAGCGCCUACGUCUCGUGGAUCCUCCGGCUGCUGACGCUGACCCCGGACGAGGCCCUCAUCGCGGAGGCGGCCUCCAAGCCGGAGGAGGCGGGGCCUGGGCCGGGCAUCGAGAUGCACUACAUGGUCAACAGAUGCUUCCUGGACGUGGAUCGGCUGCUGGGGGACUUGCACCGCAUCAGCCAUUUGCCUGUGAAGAUUCUGCACGGCCGCAACGACCUCAUUUGCCCGCCGAGCAACGCCUGGCGCUUGCGCCAGCACUUGCCCCUGGCGCAACUGACCUUCGUUCCGCUGGCCGGGCAUUCCUCCUCCUUCGCUCCCGCGCUGAAGUCAGCGAUCAUCGAGGCGAUCGAUUCCUUCCGCUGACGGCGCCUGCCGCCCAUCGCGCGGAGCCG